AUGCCGGCGACAUCGACUAAGCGUCUACGCGAUCUGGGAGCCAUCCUCUUAAGCGGAACUGAACAGGAGCAGAUCAAGAUUAUUGCUGGUAUCAUCAUACGACAGGCACUAGAACAAGGGAUCGACUAUAGCAGGUUCUGGUCCACGGAAAAGGUCAGACACAGCGCGCCGGAUUUUCCGCUCGAAGCCGAUGCGGAGUGGAUGCAGAAGUUCCAGGGCUUUCUCGACAUUCUGAGCGAUCUGGCACUCGCGAGACCAACCAGUGAGCCCUCUGUCAUGUACCUAGUCUCAUUGUUCGCCACAGAUGGGUUCAAAUGGCGGGAGUCAAGCGCUACGUUCCCUGUCGCGCUCGUCGAGGCUGGGAUGCUGACCAUCAUCGCGCCCGAUGAGCACCUGAAAAACUGCCACUUUGUUGACAUACCAGUCGAGCACAUUCUGAACACGCGAUCAGAACCGUCGAAACUACACAACUCACAGGCUCAGCCUACAGAGCACGAACCAUGGGAUCUUGUCAUGACACUCACAUCCGAACCCUGGAGCUACCGUCUUGAUUCCACGCAACGCAUAGCGACUGACCUAUCGCUAAUGUUCAAGCAUUCGGGCGACGCAUUAGAGUGGGAGAGUUGCAUCAAAGCCCAUCAGAAAAAACAUGAGCCUCGUUCGAGAGUAUCCCGAAACUUGCCUAUCGAUGCGAGCUCGCCUUCGAUCCGAAAGUCAAUCGCAAAAAGAUCGCUUCGAAGUGGCUCCCAGACGCUUCGGAAAGAGCGCGUCACCUCCAAGAAACUUACCGCAGACAGUAGCGGUGCGACAGCCCUGCAACUCCCGUCACAGCAUCCAUCGUCGACAUCGAAACGCACGUACGGCAAGGGAAAGCUACCCCGUGUGUCUCGGGCCACCAAACAAGAUAUCUUCAAAAAGCUCAACUCGGAAGACGAAGCUCUCGAUGCGCUUAUAGAAAGCAAGAGAAAUGUCCGCAAUACUUCUUCGGACAUAUCGGGUGUUGCUUCAUCUCCCCGAAGAACUUUACGAAGCUCAAAGACUGCCUCGGACAAGGAGCCAGUCAAGACGAAGACUAAGGCACGCACAUUGCAUAACAAGAAUGGAGCAGACGACGACGAAGAUUUUAUACCAAGUCAGACGAGGCCGAAAACAAGGACAAACCCCAAACGCAAAGCAACACCAGAUCCCAUGACCGAUGAUAACUCGAGAAAGAGAUCCCGUAAAGAGCCGAACAAAGGUCCGAAGUCGACUGUGACCGGCGCAAAACAACAGGCGAAAACUCUUCCGCUGGCGAAACCAUCAAAACCUCCAUCAUCUGUCCCUUCGUCACGACACACCUUGAUCGGAGGACUUCUGGGUCUCCAAAGACCUGCCAAGAUCUCCGAGAGCCCGUUCAAGAAGCCAACGUUACCGGCAAGAGUCGCUCAAACACCGUCAACUCCUACCAAACCGAGUAGAAAGCCUGUGGGAGUACCAGUGCGGCCCCAACCCCCUGUGGAAGCACGGAGAUGUUCUGGAGAUGAUGCUUUGCACUACAUGGCAUCGUCACCGCCUGUGGCUGAUGAGGCCGAAGAGAAUGAUGAGUGGCAUCAUGCGACUGCUGUCGAGGCCGCAAUGCUCUCCAGCAACAGCAAACCUACCCCCGCGUCACCAAAUGCAGAAUCAACAGCGAUCUCUGGUCACGCUGAUUGUGAGGAUAUAGCAUCGGAGAAGAAGACAGGAGAUUGGCAGACCGCGAAAAGCGACCCCUUUGGCCGAAGAUCUGCUGGGAAGAAGGCCACAUCGUUCAUACGCCGACUGACUGGAGAAGAUUCGUCGAAGGAGGACAUAGCCCCUGAGAUUGACGUUUCAAACCAACGGCCUUUGCUAGUCGCUGGUUCUAGCGCCCCUGAAGCCUUACCUUCAAUUGCAACGAGCCGACCAUUCCUACAAAAGACGCCUUCGGGUGGGAAAGAGGCCAAGGUUGCGAGCCCUUAUACGGGCACAAUAGAUCAUCAGACACAAGAUUCGAGAGAUCAAGGAGGAGUGCAACAAAAAGACGACAUAAAGAGACGUAACGAGCAGGCUGGCACACAUUCAAAGCCCACAGCGCUAUCCAAAGGGAAGACAACGACCCCAAAGAUACCCGAAGAUGCGGCAGAAAACGAAACGACUGUACCCACCUUGCUCUUCAACUCGCAGUUCAUCGACACUACUCAGCCAACUGUUCAGGCUGACCAAGAAGCCACUGGAAGUACAAGGAACUUACUCGAAGAGACUCAGCAGACCGUGGACCAACCGCAACAACUCAACGAAGGGAUCCGGCAAUUGCACGAUGACGGGCCUAUCGAGCAGGCGUAUCACGAGGACGAUACUCUCAUCGGUGGCGGUGAAGACAAUCAGGAAGCCGACAAUGACUUCUUCGACGCUUCGCCAAUACACCUCCAAUCCUCCCCGCCAAAUUUAGGCUCUUCUAGUAGCCAUAGCUCAACCUCUGCCAUACGCGAGCCAUUGACGGACCCACCUCUACCAACAUCGCAAGCAGAAGAGAUGGACUGGGAGGCGAGUCUGCAGCCGCACCAGCGCGAUCUUCAUGAACUGAUGAUAAGGACUUCCAAGCGGGUUAUGCAGCACAUUGUCGGUAACGAGACUAGUGUAGACGACAUCGCUGAGAUGUACGCGCAGGAUGGCGAGCAUGUACUGAGCACCCUGAUCAAGCGACACGAUACCGACUACGAGGAUGUCUUCCAGGGUAUGGAGAGCACAAAGGGAAAACUCCGGAAAGAGCUUCAGCGCGCCGCCAAGCAGAUGGCCAAGGAUAGAGAGAGGGUUGAUGCAAUUGCUUGA
This is a messenger RNA of Alternaria infectoria, 2826 nucleotides long. RefSeq lists its product as uncharacterized. The transcript is spliced from 2 exons. Bases 1 to 2826 code for a protein of 941 amino acids. The record is from RefSeq and is a predicted model, not a curated record. Lineage: Eukaryota; Fungi; Ascomycota; Dothideomycetes; Pleosporales; Pleosporaceae.